ACACGGAUGAUGAAAAAAAAGUUGAUCAGAAGAAUUUCACGAUCAAAGAAUAUAACGAAUGAAAAGUAUUAGAUCGAUUUAAAAAAUUUCUUCUAACAGCACGUGAGGUUUUCGUCAAUUUCUCUCCACAGAGUAUUGAAAACAAAAACAAAAAACACCUGUGGUUAUAGAAAUUUUUCUACGUAGGAAAUAUUUUGACCGUGUGUAUAAUCGGCUGAAGAAGACACCGCGAGACCGAAAAAAUGCAGAGUCAACAUCAGCGCAUAAUUGGAGUAUAAUUCGAUGAGUUUGCAGCACCAAGUCGAACGAUUUCCGUUGGAGAACCGAACUGUUCGACCGCGAUGUUUUUCCGAGUAUCUCGUGACUUGUCCCGGGAUUUUUUGCGCCGGAAUAUCGAUCUCUGGAAGUUAGCAAGUUUUUCAGAGGAGCAAAAAGCUCAUCAUAAGUUGGCAGAAACGGACGACAGCAAGGUCUCGAUAAUGCGACAGAGGAAAUAAUAACCGGCGAUGGCGGAUGCGCGGCAAGUGAGAAGUUUUUACAUUUACGCUUGAGCGUAAACGUGAUAAACGCCACGCCGCAUCGAAGCAAGAUUCUCGUCAGAAUCUCGCAGCCACGUUGGAAGAUAGAAGAGAGAAACUGGCGAUCGCCUAACCUAACCUAACCUCCAGAGUUUCCGCAGCUACGUUACCGGCGGAGCGACUUCGCCGUACGAACUUGACGACGCGGAUCGACUACGGAGGCCUUCGACACGCCGAGUUCAGCCGCUUUCUUAUCUGAUAGGUGUGUACUCGUAACGAUCGGAGGCCGUGAGUAAAACCGAAGCCGGCGAUCAAGGCCUUCAGAGUCACGGAGAAGCGGCCGCUUUCCGUCUCGCUCUUACCGACGGAGGAAGACACGCGAGGAAAAGAGAUCGCCGAUGUCGCGUGCCCGCUUCCCUUUCUAUCUACGCAUAUACCUAAAUAUCAUUCCUUUCGAAUGAGGUAAGAAUCGCGCCCGCCGCGGCCACGUGCGACACCGCUUCUUUUAUUUUCACUCGUACACCUCGGCGUCGAUUUUCACCAUUCGAAUAUUCCGAUAUUCACCCGGCCGGGUUCAGUGUCGCGAACUCCACCUUCUUCCAUUCCCGUUUUUACUCGUUGCCCAGGCGUGCGAUUCUCGUAAGACGACGUAGUACGCAGCGUAAAUCGCAAAACCCGUUUCUUACGUGACAGUGCAUCGCGGUUUGCUUAUCCAUAUGCAUCGCUUGUGUUUACGUGGCGAAAGCUCGUGUAGUGCCUCCACUUACACCGCCGUCGUUUGUUCAAACGCCGACGAAUGAAAGCUCCGCGCUUUACUUUUCGCCACCUCGAUGAUGACUCGAACUUGGCAAGCUCUGCCAUGAGAGGGAAUUUUCAACCUUACCUGCGACGAGCUGAGAUGGGCUCGCGCAGCGUUCCCGGUGCUGGCGUCGCUGGAGUAUUGAUCAACGAGGGCAGCGGCGAUGGAGGCGGCGUCGUCGUCGUCGGCGGGGGUGGAGGUGGAGGCGGCGUCGCGAGGAGGGUCGGCGCCAUGGCGGCAGUACGAGGUCGGACCUUGCCGAGGACGGGGCAGAGAGCUGCGCUUAACGGAACCAUCACGGUAUCGAAACGGCCCCCGGCGGCGGUGGCGGCGGUGAAUUCCGCCGCAGAAAUCAGCCAUCCGAAGACGAUCAGAGCACCCGGAAGUCUCGCGCUGCCUCCGAUUAACGGGGGGAAAAAUCCACCCUCGAGGAAAAGCCCAGGAAAACCGCGAGAGGGAGCCGACAAGGAAAACGCAGCGGGAGCCGGUCCGAAAGCUCGGUCCUCAAAAAGGCCCCGCGAAAACGAAGGGAAUGGAAAUGCAGGGAACGGUUUGGCCCUCCGACCGCCGAGAGUGAUCGCCCCGAAGAUGGCCAAGAACGCGGGGGAGAGCAGGAUACCGAUGCCGGGUUCCAUCCGGCCCUCGUUUCUUCCGAAGCCCAGGGUAGUCGCCCAGCACAAGGUUGCAGGAUUCGAAAUUCCUGUAACACCACAGAAUGCCGGACAGCGGGGAUCGGUGAAAUCACUUAUGGAGAGCCUCUACCUCGCAGACAAGGGUCGCGUCACUUCGACGCCAUUUGUUCAGCCGAAUUCAGGUACCAAAGCCUUCGACGACACCUUCGGGCUUUCACCGAUGGACAAUGUCGACUGCGAGGAGGCUGGAAAGUGUAAAACUCCGUCGCCGACGACGAAAACGAAAAUCCCACCCGGCAAUCGUCUGGUCCUGCCUACGAUGUUUACGAAGCCGUCGAUCCCCUCGACGAACGAAGCUACCGUCUCGCCGGGAACAAAAUCGACGAACCUGAACGUGACCGGAACCGUUGCGAAGCCAAAAACAACGCCGCAGGAAGUCGAAUCCUCAAAGUCGCCGGAGCAGAAGGCUCAGUCAGUUACAGACGCGGGUCUUUUGAAGAAGAAUGGAGCCUCACCGACGGGGAACGAGGGGAGAAAAUCCCUGCCAAAGAUUAACGAAACCUCCUCUGUACCGUCCAACGCAGAUGCCGAAGACAAAUGGAUGCCAAAGUCUUCUACGGGCGUAAGGAACAUUACCCACCUGAUUAACAAGGUCGAGAAUGCUCUUCUGCGUCAGGCGGUGUACAAGGUGAACGACGUGACGGUAAAUUUGAGCAAACCGUUGCCGAAACCAACCGGGGCUAUAUUUACGCUCAACGAAUCGUUCAUAAACGUGAAACCGACGGUGAACGGCAACUCCGCCAUUUCGGAGCAAACGACUUUGCCCAAUUUCUACGCCGACAAAUCACCCGUCGUCGAGGCACCGUUCACGAAACGACUCACGUAUAAUUGCGGGAAAAUUGACCAGCCCAACGAAGAAGGGGCCGACUCGAAGAACCUGACCUUCGACAAACCCGGCGUGAUCGCAGGCCUUAGUCCCGACGCCGCGAAACAGAACGGUGGAAUUCUGUCCCGCGAGGACAUGAACGACACCUUCUUGAUCGGGAAUAAGGCUGGUCAUGGCCAGGCCGAGUUUGCCAAGGAACAAAAGGCCCCGAAUGGCACGUUUUUGAUCGACGUCACCGAGAACAUCGACGCUUUCUCACGGACCAUAUCGAUACCCGGCGGAGAAAUUAACGGGCGAAAUAUACCGGGAACGACUUUAUUCCCUACGACACUUGACGACAAAGUGAAAAACGACAACGAACUAAACGACACGUACUUCAUCGAGCCGGGAAUCCCCGCUCGCGCCAGUAUCGUAAGCGGAAGCUUGAUGAGGAAGGAAUCGGCCGAGUUUCCGAGCAUUUUCUACGACUCAUUGCGCCUGAAUCAGAUCAAGUACGUCAACGACACCUGCCUAGUCGAUUACACCCUGUCCAGCGACACGACGAAUCGGUCGAAACUCGAGGAGUCCGCUAACCCGGCUGACGAUUCGGCGAGAAACUUCGACUUUUACAACUCGAAGAUCACCCUGAUCGAUGAGAUCGGCGACAGCUGCCUCGCCGACCGGACUCUGCAGGUCACCGACACCUUCAGUGAGCCUUUGAAUCCCGAACCCAUCGCCUCCAAGCCGAAGAAAUCCACUCCGGAUCCGACUUCCGGUCCGUACAGUCUUCUGGACCUGAACGUUCCCGAAGAGGAGGACGAAUUGACGCCACCGGCGGCACCGCCACCCUCGAAAGCGACGCCGGCUCCUCACUACCUGAUGCUGAACAAGCAGAACUCCUUCGAGCACGACGAGAGCUUGGGCAUACUGACGCCGGAUCAAAUGGCGGAGUUCAGCAUGGCCUUGGAGUGUUCGAGGACUCCGUCUUGCGAGAACUUGACCGGCUCCGGGGGAUCCAGGAUCGCGAUGACGAGGGCGUCCGCAUCCAGACCAUCGGAUCUCCCCACCUCCGUCGACGGUGAACCCACCGAAGGGUCAAGCGAGCGGACACCGUCUCCCGAAGACCUUCCGCUCGAUCCGAAGCCCGCUGAACCAACGCGGACCGUUCCGGUCAGCUUCAUCACCUCUGUGACCAGCAUCACUAGUCUGGAGGCCGGCUAUCAGGGCGACGGAGAAAACUCCAGGCCAGCCAGCCGCGGGGCCGAUCCGGCGCCUGUCGCACCGCCGCCGAAUCUUCCAGCCCCUCGAACCGAUCCUAUGACCGAUUCGGACUUCUUCACGGAGAGCGACGCCGACGCCCACGAGGAGAUCGUCCGCGGUGAUCGCAGGGCUCAGGUCAUCGAUGGUACGCUCUUCUGCGCCCCCGGUGGGAGACGCUGCCCCAGCUUCACAGGCGAGGAAAUGGACUCCAGUGGCAUUUAUUCCGAUCUCGAUCGCAGGCAGGACGAUCAACAACACGAGGAACCCCACAGCGAAGGUCAGACCCCCGACACCGCUGACACAGAGUCGCAAAAGAGCCAGCCGUCCCCUCAUUUGAUCGACAAUCAGCAGCAGCAGCUGCAACAGCCGAUCGUCACGGAUAACCUACAGGUACCAGCGAGCAAUUUGAACUCAUCGGUGGACUCGAACACGUCGGUUGGAACCUUGGACGUGACUGUGAUCGAGGUUCAAAGUCCGACUCCGCCGGCGAAGGCGUUGAACAAGUCGGACCCGGUGCCGUUGAAGAAGUACAAGAUGCCCAAGCGGAACGUCGUCUCGAAAAUCAAGGCUAUGAUCGAGUCCGGACCGAAAGACGAGUCCGAAAAGGAAGCACGACGCCCACAAAGGACGCCGAGGAAGGGUGGACGGUGGGAUGCUGUUAUGAGCAAGAUAGAAGCCGGGAAGAAUGAGCAAAGGUCACGACCACCGAGGAAGGAGGUCAAGUCAAGGGUGUUGCAAAGUCUGGGUCCACCACCCUCGACGACGAAUCGACGAUCGCCCGGAGACUCCACGAAGAGCAAGAGCAGGAGAACCAGAGGACGUCAGGAUGUGACAUCGCCUACUCAGGAGACCGCGCAAAGCUCGGUGCACAGUUCGAUGAGUGACAUCAGCAGUGCCCCCAGGUCGGCGAAGAAAAGAUUGGGCAGUCCCGGGGGCAGCGAGGGAUCGGCACAGUCAACGCCACGGAUUUCGUCUCCUCGACAACACCAGCCGCCACCCUCCUCAUUGACGAUUGUUAACAACGCGGUUUCAUCCGGGAACGUUAACAACAAUAUCAACGCCGCCGUCGCCGCCGCCGCAGCGGCAAACGUUGCCAACAACAACAAUAACAAUGCUAAUAAUAAUCAGCAAACCUCGGCUCGGCCGAUACCAUCACAUUCCCAGAGGUCACCGACCGUUGGAACACCUCCGCGAAGACCGGUAAACGGAAGAACGAGCCAACAGCAUCAGCAGCAGCAGCAACAACAACAGCAACAGCAGCAACAGCAAUCACGGAUCAGCGGGUCUGAGGCAAAGAAAAAUUCGCUCGACGUAUCUCGAGUAAAUCUAGAAAAGAGUCCCUCAGCAGCACGAAAGCCCGCCGUACCGCGGAGAUCGACGUCCAACGUCGUCCCGAAAAAUCAGAGCGUCUCUCCGCCUAAGGCCGGACCGCAGAUGGUUAUGGGUCCGGUUACAUUCGUUGCAGAUCGCGGGGCCAAGGAACCUACCCCUGCACCGAUUAGGGGGCCCAUCGAGACGCGGGAACAGGCCCAUCAGACUGACCCAACACACGAGGACAUCCACCUUAAACAAGCCGAGGUCUCCGUCCAGGCCUUGUCAGUCAUCGUGCAGUACCUCGCUCACCAGCUCGAUGGCUUCUCAGCACCGAGACUGAAGAAAGACUGCGAGAGGAUGAAGACUGAAUGGCUGGAGGCACGGCUCGAAGCGGAAGAGUUAAGGGCCGGAUAUCGCCGUGUUGAACAACAGUUAACCGAGCAACACGACGAAGGAAAACGGGCCCUGGAUAAUCUACGAGCUGAGCUGGAAUCCCGGCACGCUCAGCGACUUACGGAGAUGGAAUCAGCGCUGCAAGACGAGCGCGAAAAGUGCGAAGCCCGUCUUCAGGACACCCUUGACAACUCAACCAAGGAGUUGAAGUCGACGAUAGCCCGCCUGCGGACAGAACACGAGGCGGAUCUGGUGCGACGAGAGGCUGCGACGGAGCGAAGAUCGGCGGUCCACGAUCAGGGAGCAGCGCUGAGAGCGGAGGCGGAUUCCCUGCGAACGGUGCUCGAGUUGCGGAGCCAGGAGAUCGCGGCGCUACGAGCGGAGAACGACAACCUGCGCCGAGAAGUGGAGGUGAAGGAGGCGCUCGAGGUAAAGGUGGUAGCACUGGAGGCGCGGAGCGAAGACCUGCGCGCGCAGCUCCAGAGGAAGGAAACUUUCGAGCGUCAGUUAUCGCACGAGAACAAGGUGCUGCUGGAGUCGUUCCACCAGGAAUCGAAGCAGAACAAGCGGCUCUCGCAGCACAACGAGGAGCUGCAAUGGCGGCUGCGUCAGAACAACGAGGUGGUCACGGUGCUGGCGAAUCAGUUGGCGGCCCCGCCGCAGCGUCUGACGAGAUCGUUGGGCCCCGAGCACACGAGCCUCUCCCAUUCGCUCGAUGACUCGCCGCCAGCCUCGCCGAUGGUCAAGUCGAUGGUGGAGAAGAGCGACUCGGUAUCCUGGACACUGGAGAUCGAGGAGUCCCCCGAGGCGAUGGCCUCCCGUUUGCUGCGGCGCUCCGGGUCGAGCCGCGGCAUCAGUCCCAGCGACUCAAGGCCCAAAAGGCCCCGGCAGCCGUCCUCGUCCUCGCCCGUCACAGCCGCCACCGUUUCCCGACAGAGUUCGCUGCGCGCGACGAAUCCUCAGCGAGCCGUUGUCCUCAGGGCUAGGUCGAAGAGCGUUUCCAUCGGCGACAACGGGCCCCAGGACGCAUGGGCCUCGCCUGGAUUCACAUCGACACCGUCCGCCGCACGAAGAAGACCCAGAAGCGAUCCCGCCGCUAAUACCGCUGUUGUUAACCAGGAACCGAGCCCCGGUCUAAGGCCCCAGGAGGCCGGUGGCGAAGCGAUGAUAUCCGAGGAGACAUCGGCGUCCAGCAGCGAAGACGAAUCCUCGGCCAGCAGCGACAUUCCACGACUAGCGAUGGAACUAUCAUGGAGCGAAUCGGAGGGUUGACGUAUCGCCCCCGACGCCUGCUGCGGCUGGAGGAGGACCAAGAGCCUCUAAGACUUUCGACUAUAACUAUUACACAUCGUACGAACACGUGUGAAGGAUUUUGAAUUUUUUUCUCGUUUUCUUUUGUUGUUAUUACACUGGUUUUUGUUUUUUUUUUUUUAUAUACAUUUUUUUGUUUUAUUUUUUACCUACACGAAUCGCCCUGCAAGGUUAAAAACUAGUGACAAUUUACUGUUGGGAUUUUUUUUUUUACUUCUCCUUAUCGUCAAGUUUUCUUUUUACUUUUUUUUUUUUGGUUUUUUGUAUUUUUUAAUUCGUUUUUCUUUUUAUAAAUUCACUCCGUUUUUGGGAAUUUUACGGAUGGUUAUAUAUUAUAAUAUGCCUAAAAGAUGCAGGGUUUUUCUCUCCUGCGGUGCGAAGCUAGGAAGAGAAGGAUUCGGUGCGUGAUUUUAAAACACGGUUCGAUUAACGCUGCAGGCAAAGGGUGAAAAAGGAUGCAGGUAUAUAUGUAAGAAUCGAUGGAACUGGGACGAGGUGACAAUGAUAAAUAUAUGUGAAAUAAAAAUUGUGAGAGACGAGCGGUGGGGAAUCCAGUAUUAUAUAGUUGUCUAUAUAUAUUUACAGAUAAUUAUUAACGAUUAUUGUCAUUGUUAUUAUUAUUAUUAUUAUUAUUAUUAUUAACAAUUACGCUGCUACACUUAUUAUGAUAUACUCGAUAAACGAAAUAUUAUCGUUGUUGUUCUUAUUAUUAUUAUUAUUAUUAUUAUUACUAUUAUAACGAGAAGCAGAAGAGGUGAAACAAAAAAUGAAAUUUGAUAGUAAUACAAAAAACAAUCUGCAUGUAGCUGUUUUACGUUUGAUAAUAAUGAUAUAUAUAUAUAGGUAUACUUAUUAACAUUGCGUUGCUGUUGAGUAUACAAGGUGAGAUUAUGUAAUAACUUGGACCAAAAAUAAUAACCCUUUGGAUCAGAGGAUUUCCUGAUCCAGUUAGAAGCGACGUCUGUUUAAUGAUGAAAGCUAUGUUUGCCACUUUAUACCAAAUUAACUCAUCCUUGGAAAGAAGGAUCUGUUUGCGCUUAGAAAAAGGGUGUAAGAACGAUUAAUUCUGCAGCUUCGUCGCCGAUAUUGCGAGUUGUUCUUUUAUCCUGCGAUUCGAUCAUAGGCCAAUCGAGCGGAACGGUGAGGUUGUUGUUAACGAUCGAGCAAUUAUUUCAGUGUAAAAAUGAUGAUUCGAAUUACGUUGACAAAAGUGGCAAAUUAGCCGAAAUGCGAAGAUAUGCAAAAUCGUGUUACGCGUAUGUUGAGGAUACGUAAUACCGAUCGUGUAUGUAACUGUAAUUAUUAUAUACUCAGAUGAAAUGCAAGUCCUAGCUCUGUGAUUGCAGCUCGUUAACUGUACAUAACGUAACUCGCCAUUUCUCGACUACGUACGAUUUUUCUUUUUUAAUUUCGAAACUGUUUGAAUUAAAUUUCCCGUGUCCGCAAAGUGUAAAAAUUUCCCAAACUAUCGAGUCGACGACGUUUGGUUUUUUUUUUUUUUAAUUUUUUUUUUUUUAUUUGUUGUAAAGAUUUUAAACGCUAUACGGAUGGGAUUUAUUCUUGGACAAGUUUCUAAAACCGUUGUCGAAUAUAAACGAGAUUCGUUUGAUGGAAAAUCAUCGACCAUUUCGUGAAUGUGAAUGUUUUAAUUUUUUAUAGUGUCUUCAAAAAAAUUUUGACCAUCCUGUACAAUUGUAGCCUUUGAAGAUAAAUUAAACAAAGAAGAAAAAGAAAAAAAAAAAAAAACUUAUCGCGGCAUCGUUCACACGUCGUGUAGAAAUGACUCCCGACUAAUAGCUGUGUAACUUCACGUCGGAAACUUGUUUUCUGAAGUUAUAUGUAUAAAUACGAUAACAUUUUGAGUGGCUGCAGCUGAUUAAUAUGUAUACAUGGGUAUAUAUUAAUUAUCACGUGUACCGUGUGAAACUAGCAAGAAUAUCAUGUCAUUGAUUUAUUUAUUCACGUUAUCUGUUGUGUAUUCAUCAAAAUCGUGAGAAAGAAAAAUGUUGUUGUACCGUUUUGCGAAAUUCCAUCGUUUUCUAUAUUUUCCAUAAUCAAUAUUAGGGAGUUCGCCAAGAGUUCCGAGGCGCGAAUCAGCCAAAGAGAAUUGAUUAUAUGUUAUACGUUUAACGGUAUGAUUUCAUAAAUUCCCCAGCGUUUUCCCAUAUAUAUUAGCGUACGUGCACACAAAUAUAGUAUAUGUAUAAUGGUUGAUUGAUUAUUAAAAUGAUUCCUUUUCAUCGUCAAAAAGUAAAAGAGAGGGAUAAUGAAAAAGGCGGAAAUAAAGAAUAAUAAAAGCUAACUUAAGUUAAUUAUUUGUAUCUUUUGUACAAAGCCAUGGAUAUGCAUAUACUACAUAGUACGUAAGAACAUGAACGGUUUAAAAUUUAACAAAAAAAAAAAAAAAAAAAUUGAAAAGAACCGAUGUCUUAGCGAUUAAGAAGGAUAUUACGAAGAAAUAAAAUAGAAUUGAUUAAAUAUAAAAUGCAACACACGUAUAAAGUUGUAGCUGAAGUUUGUAUGACGAAGAGCUAUUAUAAUAAUAGCGAAAUAUUUGUAGUUUUGAAGUUAACUAAGAUUUUCAUCGAAGUCAAUGAUGACGAGGAGGGAUGAAAAAAGAAAGAAAAAACAAAAAAAAAAAAAAAACAAACAUAACAAAGAAACACGCAUGGAGAAAAAGAAAAUGAUAAUUCUCUCCUUCACUUAUAUAUAUAUAUAAUAUAAUGUUGGACAAAUUUAUUCUAUUCUCUAUUUACCAAAUAAAAAAGA
Neodiprion fabricii is the source of this 9861-nucleotide messenger RNA. RefSeq names its product serine/arginine repetitive matrix protein 2 (gene toc). Lineage: Eukaryota; Metazoa; Arthropoda; Insecta; Hymenoptera; Diprionidae. The record is from RefSeq and is a predicted model, not a curated record. The coding region runs from base 1315 to 7053 and encodes 1912 amino acids. The transcript is spliced from 12 exons.